This is a messenger RNA of Lathyrus sativus (Indian pea), 1260 nucleotides long. The record is from the annotation of a GenBank genome assembly. NCBI's taxonomy places the organism in Eukaryota, Viridiplantae, Streptophyta, Magnoliopsida, Fabales, Fabaceae.
AUGAUGGCCCUUGAGAAUUCAGAAAAUAUGCAAAUGUCCUGUGAGGCAUCUCUAAAGUGCCUUCAGGGAAAGGGACCCCCUUUCACUUUUCAGUGUAGUGGGAGUUCUAUGGAAGGAUUUCCGGAGCUUACAAAUGAGCCUGGUACUCAUUCAGCUGGGAAUGUUCCUGAAUCUAACCGUCGUUUAGGCAGUGAGUUUCUUGAGCACUCCAAUGAAUUUCAUAGUAAACCUGCUUAUCACCAUGAUUACAGUGCCUGGACAGCCUGCCAUUUUAAUCCUCACAAGCUGCAGCAGUGUCAAAUGAAUGCUUUUGAGAGCCACUUUUAUCCUUAUCCUGUCGAGAACCAACUCCAGUGUGCUCCAAUUAAUAUGUUAUCUCAGGGUUACUCGCGUGAGCAAUUUCAAGAAUUUCAGUAUUUUGUGGUCAUAGACUUUGAGGCUACCUGUGAUAAGGAUAAAAAUCCCCAUCCUCAAGAAAUAAUUGAGUUUCCAUCUGUCAUAGUGAGUAGUGUUACUGGUCAGCUGGAAGCAUGUUUCCAAACAUAUGUGAAGCCUACCUGCAAUCAGCUUCUGAGUGACUUCUGCAAGGAUCUAACUGGUAUCCAGCAAAUUCAGGUAGACAGAGGUGUUACAUUGAGUGAGGCUCUACUUAGGCAUGACAAAUGGCUUGAGAAAAAGGGAAUAAAGAAUGCCAACUUUGCUGUGGUUACAUGGUCUAGCUGGGAUUGUCGUGUGAUGCUUGAAUCAGAGUGCCGUUUCAAGAAAAUACGAAAGCCACCUUAUUUCAACCGCUGGAUCAACUUGAGGAUUCCUUUCAGCGAGGUAUUUGGUGAUGUGAAGUGCAAUCUAAAGGAGGCUGUUGAGAUAGCCGGCUUGGCCUGGCAGGGUCGUCCUCAUUGUGGCUUGGAUGAUGCCAAAAAUACUGCUCGCCUGCUGGCACUGCUAAUGCACAGAGGUUUUAAGUUUUCCAUUACCAACUCCAUUCUGUGGCAGACGGCCGAUCGAUCACUGAUCUGGAAGCAGUCUCAAGAACAGCAAAGUGCUCACCCUCAUUGCCCCUACAAAUCAAGGGAUGUGAUUCAUAUGAAUACCCCAGUUCCAGUCAUUCAGUAUCACCCUUGCUGUUAUUGUGGGGUGAAAAGUAGUAGGGGCAUGAUCAGAAAGCCAGGGCCUAAGCAAGGGAGCCUUUUCUUUGGAUGUGGAAAUUGGACUACAACUAGAGGUGCUCGCUGCCAUUACUUUGAAUGGGCAUCUACCUAA